AUGUCCUCUACCAACAACAAUCCCUCUCGUCGUAUGCAGGCGACAUCGGUCCCUCACAUUCAUAUAGAGUCGCCUUCUGGGUCUGAUCAAAUGAGGCGCGCUCCCGCACAACUUGACACUGGCUCCUUUCCAUACGCAAUGUACAAUCAGGAUCUGUCAUUUAUGUCUUCUUCUACCCUCUUCUCUAACGAAGGAUCCGAAUUUCAUAAUCCUCAAUUCUCGCCAUUAGAGGAUUUGAGCCCUGAAGAUUUGUACCUUGAGCAACUUUUUAACGAAACUCAGCGAUCGCAAGACUUUUUUUACCCGGAGUCAUACCUAACUGGCCCUGAAUCGUUUGCACCGUCUCCUGAUACCUUUCAGGUGAUCCCACCUUCUCCACCACCACAGACAAUGUUACGGACUACAAAUGAUAACAUGCGCCUUAUACCUGUAUAUACCCCAUCCCCCUCCUCAUCCUACGCCACACUCUCCCCCAGCCCCAGUCACGAGUCUCCUUCAUCUCCAUGUUGUGCCUUUCGCGUCGAGGGAGCUCAGCUUCUCUCCGACACCACCAUUCCCCGAGCGAUCCUACAUUUUAUCUUCAUGCCCCCGGCUACCGGCACUAGGCACGUUCGCUCGCGUUCAGAGUCCAGCAUGACUCGUCCUGUUGCGAGUCAAGCGAUGCUUGAUGCCAAUCAACGACGUCGACGCCACGAAGCUACCCAUAUGUGCGAAGAGUGUGGGCAAACCUUUACAGCUGUAUUUAGCUUAAAGCGUCAUAGGCAGUCUCACACCGGUGUUAAACCCUUCGCCUGCAAUGUUCCGGGCUGUAAUCAGGCGUUCUUCAAUCAGAGCGACUGCAGGCGUCACGAACGGAGCAGGAAGCGUCACAAGGGUCUCCCCUUCUCCGACUCACCUUAA
Messenger RNA from Suillus subalutaceus, 900 nucleotides. RefSeq lists its product as uncharacterized. Gene Ontology annotation, cellular component: transcription regulator complex; PcG protein complex. Gene Ontology annotation, molecular function: RNA polymerase II cis-regulatory region sequence-specific DNA binding; DNA-binding transcription factor activity, RNA polymerase II-specific. The transcript is spliced from 5 exons. NCBI's taxonomy places the organism in Eukaryota, Fungi, Basidiomycota, Agaricomycetes, Boletales, Suillaceae. The coding region runs from base 1 to 900 and encodes 299 amino acids. The record is from RefSeq and is a predicted model, not a curated record. Gene Ontology annotation, biological process: regulation of transcription by RNA polymerase II.